This is a messenger RNA of Trichomonas vaginalis G3, 1368 nucleotides long. RefSeq lists its product as uncharacterized. The record is from RefSeq and is a predicted model, not a curated record. Lineage: Eukaryota; Parabasalia; Trichomonadida; Trichomonadidae. The coding region runs from base 1 to 1368 and encodes 455 amino acids. The transcript has a single exon.
AUGUCAAGCACGGAGCCUGAAUCGCUUGAUGCAAUACUUCAAGCGGAAAAUCCUCCUCUUCAAUCCGUGCUAGGUACACCAUCCUUUGUUCAAGCUGUUAAAACAUGUCAUCCUCAACUAAACGCUUAUCUACUUUCUGAUAAUAUAUUUCCCGAAGUAUUGAAUAUAGCGUUAACUGAUAAAGCAGCAUCCCUCGGAUAUACUGCGAAAAUGAUAUCGAAUACAAUGCUAUUUUUAACUACAAAUUCAAAUGAAACCCAACAAAAGUUUAGCGAGAAUCCCCUGUUUUUAAAUGUCAUUAAAAGUUUUCCUGAUACCGAAUAUGCAAGACAACCUAAAAUUGCAGGUAAUUUUCAACGCAUUUUAGAUUCUAUUGUCCAUCGAACGAACGGACAAUACCUUUCUAACCUCCCAAAUAUUUCGAAAUUUUUAAUUGAUAAUUUAAACAUACUCGCGUACUCUGAAUUGUGGAUUACGUUGACGACCGAAUUUAUGCUCCAGUUUGGCGUCGAUUUAAAUCUUAUUAAAAUGUUUGCGCAAACAGUCGGCGGGCCAAAUGGAUUUACCGCUGUUGCAUCGAUGAAACAGAUGCUCAAACUGAAAAAAGAUUUAUUUAAUUUAUUCGACACCGUUGAUGUUGUAGAAAUAUUACUCCAAGAGGUCAUAAAGCCAGGCAAUCCACUAUUGUUGUUCAAGCUCUUCCAAGUUCUCGAAAAAAUUAAUUCUGUCGGAAAAGAUCCACAAGUCAAAGCCACCAUCCUUUCAUACGGCGAAAACUUCAAUUUUGAAGAGCAUACGCAGGAUUUCAUACGAGCAAGCGCUAUUUCUUUAUUUAAAGUUUUUCCAGAUGAAUAUAUCAACCGAUUAUUCGACGACCAUCCAUUUUCAUCACUCAACUCCGCAAUUAUUAAGGCAAUAUCGUCCAUUGGCGACAAAAAACUCAUAGAAUUGAAUACGAAAUACAAUUUAAUCGAUAGAAUACUGAAUAAUCCGAUCAGCAAAACAAAUCCAUACGUAUGGAGCUUAGCUGAAUUACUGUACGUCAUCCCCUCACUCAUUACACCGUCAUUUAGAGAAUUCAAGAUUGACAUUGUUGAUCCACAUGUUUUGAUUAGGAGCGGCGCGUUUGGUGGAGAACGGCCUCGCGAUGAGUCUUCUGACUACGGGGAUCCUCCGGAGCACUCAGCACCUUUCGUUUCUCUUGACAUCGAAAUUUUGUCUGACAGUAGCAGUUCUGACACUUCUAGUGAUGAAGAGAAUGAUAUUGGUGGAUUUGAAAACGCUAGGUUCUUCGCGAAGCUCGCCGGUAUGGAUGAUCUCGUUGAAGAUCUCAACGAACAACAGAAACAGACUCAACGAUCAGAAUAA